Anolis carolinensis (green anole) is the source of this 2509-nucleotide messenger RNA. RefSeq names its product UTP25 small subunit processome component (gene utp25). The record is from RefSeq and is a predicted model, not a curated record. The coding region runs from base 44 to 2347 and encodes 767 amino acids. Gene Ontology annotation, molecular function: U3 snoRNA binding; rRNA binding. The transcript is spliced from 12 exons. Gene Ontology annotation, biological process: maturation of SSU-rRNA from tricistronic rRNA transcript (SSU-rRNA, 5.8S rRNA, LSU-rRNA). Gene Ontology annotation, cellular component: small-subunit processome; nucleolus. Lineage: Eukaryota; Metazoa; Chordata; Lepidosauria; Squamata; Anolidae.
UGGGAGCCGCAAAGCGACAGAGAAGGGCACACCACGUGGCAGUAUGGGGAAAAGAAGGGCCCGGCAGCAGCGGCAGCAGCUGAUCAGCAGCCUGAGCAAGAAGCAGAAGAAGCACCUCAAGGACUUCGGGGAGGAACACCCUUUCUAUGAUCGGGAUUCUGGGAAAGAUAAACCAACUCAAAUUUGUGAACUGUCUGACAAUUCUGAGCUAUCGAGCUCGGAAAGUGAUGUGGAGAGUGAUUCGGAACCGGUCUCAGUGUAUCACAAACUCUUGGCCACUUUGAAAACUGCCCCAGAUUCAGACAAUGAAGAAGAAGAAGAAUCAGACGACGAAAGUGUCAAGGAUGAUACAGAAGGAGGCAGUGAUGUGGUUGUGGAUGAAGCAGAAACAGAUGAUGAAGAAAAUGACAACAUUGGGCCUGUCCCAGAAACAGGUAAUGAAGCACCACCACAGAAAAACACUCAAGAGGAGUCUGGAGGCUUAACUGCUUCUAGUGACCAAAAGACUGAAGUUGCUGAAGAGUUCACAGAUAUGCAACAUGAAGCUGAGUUUAGUCUGGAAACGAAUUUCAUCGAAGACGAGAGUGGUCAUGCCAGUGCGGAUCCAGAAGGAGGUCAUUCUUCUAUACAAGUUGUGAAAGAUCCAUUUAAAUAUCACUUGGAUGAAGAACUAGAAGAGAAAGAAAUAGAUAAAGUACUUGCACGCUCAAAAAUUACCAGCCAAGUCAAGUGGCCGGCACUGGGGCAGUUGGUUUUUUCUUCCACGUUGGAAAAGUAUGGAACAAUUAAACCAGAGAAAGAAAUUGAUCUAAAACAACUUCAUCUUCAUAAGCCACUGGUCUCUACUUGGCCAAAAGUGAACAGCCUCUCCAUGCAAACGAAGUUGAAAGAUCAAUCAUUUACCCCAUUGCAAAGGGAGCUGUUCUGCAUUAUGAACUCUUACAGGGAUUUGUUCUACCCAGAGAGGACUGCUUUAAAAAAUGGAGAAGAAAUUCGACACAUUUACUGCCUGCAUGCUUUGAACCACAUCUUGAAAGCAAAUGCUCAGGUACUUGGCAAUAAUGCCAAACGACGGGACCAGAAACCUGGGAUUGAUGAUGAUGGUUUCAGGGAUCAAGGACUCACAAGGCCCAAGGUACUCAUAGUGGUGCCUUUCCGGGAAUCGGCUUUGCGUGUGGUCCACAUUUUAAUUGGCCUCCUUGAAUCUGCGAGUCAAAAGAAAAUCGACGUGAGUAACAAAAAACGCUUUAAAGGGGAGUUUGGCUCAGAUCCGGAAGAGAAGCCUCCAAACCUGAAAAGACCAGAAGAUUAUGAAGCUGUCUUUGCAGGAAACAUUGACGACCACUUCAGGAUAGGGGUUGCUGUUCUUCAGAAGGGAAUGCGGCUGUACGCACCAUUUUACUCCUCCGAUAUCAUCAUUGCAUCCCCACUUGGCCUGAGGACUGUGAUUGGAGCUGAGGGGGAGAAGAACAGAGACUUUGAUUUCCUCUCAUCAAUAGAGAUUCUCAUAAUUGACGAAGUCGACAUCUACCUAAUGCAGAAUUGGGAACAUGUUUUGCAUCUGCUGAGCCACCUAAACCUGUUGCCUUUGGAAUCUCAUGGAGUGGAUUUCUCAAGAGUGCGAAUGUUCAGCCUGAAUAACCAGACCAAGUAUUAUCGGCAGACGCUGCUUUUUGGUGCCCUGCAAGAUCCACAGAUCAACUCUAUCUUCAAUAAGCACUGCUACAAUUACAGAGGACAGGUAGCAGUGAGGAAUGCGCCAUUGACGUGCUCCAUCAGUCAUGUUGUGGUACAGCUUCCUCAUGUUUUUCGCAAGCUUGAAGCUGAAAACUCUAUCUCUGUAAUAGAUGCAAGGUUUCAUUUUUUCAUUGACAAAGUGCUACCUGAAUAUCGUGAUGCCAUCAUGUCACACACACUCAUUUAUGUCCCAUCCUACUUUGAUUACGUGCGUCUUCGGAACUACUUCAAGAAGGAGGAGUUGAAUUUCACACACGUGUGCGAAUACACAAGUAAAUCAGGCAUUUCCAGAGCAAGGCAUUUCUUCCUGAAGGGAAGCAAACAGUUUCUCAUUUUGACAGAACGUUUCCACUUUUAUAAAAGGUACUCAAUCAGAGGCAUCAGGAACCUCAUUUUUUAUGAACUACCUACCUAUCCCCAUUUCUACAGUGAGGUCUGCAAUAUGAUGAAGUUGGCAGGGAGCGGGGAAGAGUCCACCUUGACCUGUACAGUGUUAUACUCCAAAUACGAUGCCCAGAGGUUGGCUGCAGUGGUCGGUGUCGAGCGGGCAGCCCAAAUGCUGCAGUCUUCUAAAAACGUACACCUUUUUGUCACUGGAGACACAGAGUAAAAGAAGCACUAAAGUGGACUCUUUAUAGCAUUGAACCGAAUUUUGCAGUUUGCAGUUUUUCUAGAACAGGUAUUGAAAGAUGAAAGUUACUCCCACUUGAUAUCUUUUUUUUAUUUAAAAUAAUAAUUUAAAUCUUGGUCAAGAAAUAAAGUUUGAAAAAGA